Messenger RNA from Meleagris gallopavo (turkey), 3443 nucleotides. NCBI's taxonomy places the organism in Eukaryota, Metazoa, Chordata, Aves, Galliformes, Phasianidae. The record is from RefSeq and is a predicted model, not a curated record.
GGUCGGGUGCCGCACUCCUUCCUCCUGCAGGUUGGAUGGUGGUUUCCUUUCGUCCGAGCGAUCGUUGUGACGUUUUAUUUUUUCUGCUGAAGCGAGUUAAAGGCAGGAUCCAGAAAUGAGGAAGGUUUUGCUCGUGGAGCCGGUCAUUUUCGUCUACAUAUUCGCGAGUUCCCUGACGAGCCCGGUGAUGCAGCAGUUCAUUUACCGAAAGCUGUGGGAAGAGGAGUACAACUCCACCGCCAUCAGCAGCGACAACAGCAGUCACUGUGAGCGAAACAAGAGCAGCCCAACUUAUGUCAUGCAGAAGGGUGUUCAAGAAAAGACUUCUCUUUUUAACAUGCAGCUGGACUUAACAGGGGCAGUUCCCAGCCUGAUAGUUGCUUUUAUCAUUGUAGCUAAUGGGGAUCACCAGGGACGAAAAAAGUCUUUGGUUUUACCAUCAACUGGAGCUUUGAUUGCAGAUAUUUUCUUCACUAUAAUAUCAUACUUCUCCUUGCCAAUCUCUGUCCUGUUUUUGGUUACAUUUAUUUCGGGACUGUUUGGGAGUAUGGCAACUUUCCUUGGAGGAGGCUUUGCUUAUAUAGCAGAUCAGUGUCAUGAUGAGAAACAGAAAACAACACGAAUAGCUGUGGUUGAUUUAAUUUAUGGAGUUGUAUCUGGAUUGGCAGGACUGUCUUCUGGAUAUUUUUUAAGAGAAAUGGGCUUUACAUGGACAUUUGUGACAGCAUCUCUACUUCAUGUUGUUAACAUUAUUUAUAUUGUUUUUUUUCUGGAAGACACAGUGCACAUAUCCGAAUUCCAGCAACAGGCACCAUUAUCUUAUAAAGAACAUCUAAAAGAAACAUUUUCUGGAGUGUACAUGCUUUUUAAAACUGCCCCUUCUAAAAAGAGAAUUUUAAUCAUUGUGUUACUUUUUAUAUUUAUGACUUACUUAUUUACUAUGUUUGGGGGGAGUUCCCUUUUUACACUGUAUGAACUGGAUGAGCCACUGUGCUGGACUGAAGUGUACAUUGGAUACGGAGCAGCUGCGUUCACUUCUGUCUCUCUGACCAGUUUUUUGGGAGUUUACUUAUUUUCUAAGUUUCUCAAAGACAUUUACAUUGUGUUUAUCGGGAUAUUUUCUUACAUUGGAGGAAUUGUCAUGGCUGCCUUUGCCAAAACAACCUUGCUCAUGUUUUUAGUAAGAGUGCCAUCUUUAUUCUGCAUUAUGCCUGUUCCUGUUCUCCGAUCCAUGCUGUCAAAAGUGGUUCUCCCCAGUGAGCAGGGUGCCGUGUUUGCUUGUAUUGCCUGUUUAGAAGUUUUGACUGGCACUAUUUCACUUUCAGUCUUUAAUGUUAUCUAUGCAGCUACUGUUGCAUGGUUUUCAGGCUUUAGCUUCCUCUUGUCAGCCAGCCUGUGUCUAAUUCCACUGGGCGUACUGUGCUGGCUUCUGUGCACAAGCUGGAAUGAAGAGGACUUGGCUCUGCUUGUACCUGAAGAAGUAUCCAGCAUAGACAGCGUUGAUAGUUGAACAGAGGAGUCACCAACUAUUUGGCUUUUCUAAUCUGACGUGCUGUGGCAAAGGCCAUUGUGUCAUACUGAGACCAUAGAAAUAACUCGUGAGUUGCAGAUGAAAUCUAAAACUGGCCCUAGAGCACUAAGCACUGAAUUGAUAGCACUCUACAUCCAGUCUUUUUUUAGCACUUGAAUGAACCUAUCUACUGUACUUAACUAUGCAGACAGGCCGGCAAUGGAGAUUUUAAUGCUGUUUUCAGCAUGGAGAAAAAAAAUAAGGUAGGUUGAUUGUCUUUUGCCACUUACCCCAUCUCAAAUUUGAAAAUAUAAGCUGUGGAUUAUGAUACAUCUUGUGUCAGUCUAAGUGGGAGUACAGAGAUAAGCUUAUCAGCCCCUUAGCCAGAGGAUGUUGGCAAUUCUGCUGGAGCCAGUGGAGCUCAUGCCAGCUGUGCAUGCAGUCCACUGCAUACAUCUUAAAAGGUCCGUCUUAAGUGUGAAGCCCACAGAACUGUCUAAAAUUACUGAACAAAAAGGUACUUCUUUCAGAAAGCAACUGAACGGAAAGCAAGGCUUGUACCUGCUGUAAGACUUACCUCUCUGCAGUUACCAGAGAAUGUUUGUGCAAGUUCAAUGUAUGAUGUGUGCAGCUUGCCUGUGUUUUAGUUCUUAAAAUGGAUUUUCACACUUAGGAAAUUUCCAGCCUGUAGAAUGUGAAGUUAAGCCUGUCCCUACAUUUUGCAGAGGCCAUAUUGCACAUUUAUUUUUAAAUUAUAAAUCUUUUAUCAUUUUUUUCAUAUAUUAGAGACUACCUAAAGACACCUCUAUGUUUUGUCCCAUGGAUAUUUCUUGUUUUCCAGUUAAGCUGGCAACAUUGAACUUACUUUGAAUUUCUAAUGAAAGGCUGUAACAGCUUUUUUUUCAGUGGAUCUUCAGCUACUUUUUCUAUUAAUUCUGAAAUGAGGUGACCAAAUCUGAACUGUGCAUCUAAGCAUCUUACAAUGAAUGCAGUGUAAUUUAUUUGCACUUGAAUAACAUUUCUAAUCUUCAAAGCACUUUACAAACGCUGCUGGGAACUUGCCUCUACAAUAUAUUAUCCUCCCUGUUUCAGAGAAACAGAAAUCAGCAGAGAAGAGAAGUGACUUGCCCUGGGCCACAGUGCAAAUCAUGGAGAGCUCUAAACCUAGAAAUCAGUUUUCGUGUUGAUUCUUCAGCUUUUUCCUUGAGAUCUAUAGGCAGAAACUAGCCAGAGUAUUAGCUUUUGGAAUGCAUAGCAAAAGUGGGAAUAAUAAAAAGUGGGAAUAAACACCCUGUUAAAGAUCACUCCCAUGUGUUAUUUUAGGAGAGAGUUUUAUAGCCAAAAUUGUCCUGAUCUCUGAAAGGAGAGAGAGGUUAUAAGUGACUAUCUUCCCCAAAAAAGAGUAGUUAGAAAAAUCAAAACGUACCCAGAGACAGAUCGUUAUUACCAAGAGUACUUCUGCAGAGCUCCUCAGGAGCACUCUGCCAAAAAAUAUUAGUACAUCAUGGCAAUGCUGUCAUGGAUCCUUUUUGUUUGAAAGGCAGUUUUGUUUUCAUGAUAUGUGUCUUGACCACUGAGAAGAUUGAAUGGUCAAGUAAGGUAAAGUGGAGUUGGCACAGUCUGGCAGUCCAUAGAAUCACACAACCAAAAAUGGUUUGAGUUGGAAUGGAGCUUCCAGCCCACCCAGCCCACACCUCCCAGCAGCUCAGGCCACCCAGGGCUGCAUCCAGCCUGGCCUUGAGUGCCUGCAGGGAUGGGGCACCCACAGCUCUCUGGGCAGCCUGAGCCGGUGCCUCACCACUCUGAGAGAAAAGAUCACUACUACCCAUCACUGGGGAAAAGGACGUGGAAGGACGUGGAGCUCUUGGAGCAGAUCCAAAGGAGGGCCUCUAAGAUGAUCAGAGGGCUGGAGCACCUCUCCUAUGAGGAAAGG